AGACGCAGGAACGAAUUGAACAGAAUGCAGAUGUCACGAAACGCGUUUUUAAAAGUAGAAGUUAUUAACUUUGAAACGACUUCUGGCGGGCAAUGACGUACGUCGAGGGAAAAUAAAAUAUAAAGUAGGCGGUGUCAGUUGACGCUCCAGCCAGCCGAGGAACGUCAGCAUGAACUAAUGAAUAAUCAUCCGCUAAUCCUUCGCCGUAGUAGAAUUUGGGCUACUGGGAAAGCUAGUUGGUCCUCUGAAAGAGCUCUUCUCCUAAAAACAUUUCAUGCUUUUAUCGCAAGGAAAGGUCCCCGUCUAGGCCAUGGUUUUAUUUGUUUUUAAUUUGCAAUCAAAGAUGGACUCAUUUCCGUUAAUAAUCUUACAUUUUAUUCUUAUCUGCGUCACUUUGCAUUGUAACAAUCUGGCCGCGGCUACAAUGUAUCCAAGACCGAACAUUGUUUUAAUUCUAACAGAUGAUCUGGAUGUAUCGAUCGGCGGAAUGAUCCCUUUGACUAAGACGAAGAAGCUUAUAGGUGAUGCUGGAAUAACAUUUACAAACACAUUUGUUGCCAGUCCUCUUUGCUGCCCCAGCAGGGCGAGUAUCCUGACGGGCAAGUAUCCCCAUAAUCACCAUGUUGUCAACAACACACUGGAGGGCAACUGCAGCAGUGUGGGGUGGCAGAAGACCCAAGAGCCCAACACCUUCCCUGCAUUUCUGCAGAAACACGGCACCUAUCAGACCUUUUUUGCUGGGAAAUAUCUCAACGAGUAUGGCAGCACAAAGGCUGGAGGAGUGGAGCAUGUUCCCCCAGGCUGGGAUCACUGGUUUGCCUUGGAAAGAAACUCAAAAUACUACAACUACACACUGUCUGUGAAUGGCAGGGCACAGCAACAUGGACAGAACUACAGUGAGGAUUACCUUACGGACGUUCUGGCCAAUAUUUCCAUAGACUUCCUAGAAAACAAGUCUAACCGCAGGCCGUUUUUCAUGAUGGUGUCCACCCCGGCUCCACACUCACCCUGGACGGCCGCUCCUCAGUACGAGAGCAGUUUCCCCAGUGUCAAAGCUCCAAGAGACCCCAACUUUAACAUACAUGGCAAGGACAAACACUGGCUCAUCCGGCAAGCUAAGACCCCCAUGACAAACUCUUCAGUGGAGUUCUUGGAUAAUGCCUACAGGAAAAGGUGGCGCACUUUGCUGUCAGUAGAUGACCUGGUGGAGAAGGUGGUGAAGAAGUUGGAGGUCAGAGGAGAGCUUAGCAACACCUACAUCAUUUUUACCUCUGACAACGGUUACCACACAGGUCAGUUUUCUCUCCCCAUGGAUAAGAGGCAACUCUACGAAUUCGAUAUCAAAAUUCCUCUGCUGGUACGAGGGCCUAAAAUCAACCCGAACCAGACAAGCUCGUUACUCAUAGCAAAUGUGGAUUUGGGUCCAACGAUACUGGACAUUGCAGGAUAUAGCAUCAAUGAAACUCAGAUGGACGGGAUGUCAUUUCUUCCUAUCAUGAUCGGUCAAGCAAACAGCAGCACAUGGAGAUCUGAUGUUCUUGUGGAAUAUGAAGGAGAAGGAAGCAACAUCUCAGACCCAGCCUGCCCUCUUCUGGGUCCAGGGGUCUCGGAGUGUUUUCCUGACUGUGUGUGUGAGGACUCGUACAACAACACAUAUGCCUGUGUACGCACCGUAUCACAGGCUGCCAACCUACAGUAUUGUGAAUUUGAUGAUAAUGAGGUGUUUGUGGAGGUCUAUAACCUGACAGCUGACCCCUUUCAACUGAGCAAUAUCGCCAAGAGCAUAGAUCAGGAAGUCCUGGAGAAGAUGAACCAUCGUCUAAUGAUGUUACAGUCCUGCUCAGGGCCGUCCUGCAGAACGCCAGGUGUCUACGACUCCCAGUUUAAGUUUGAUCCUCGGUUAAUGUUCAGUAGUCUAAACCCACACAGAAACAAACUACGACAGACGCUGAAGUAGAAUGUGCUGGUUCAAUGGAAGAAUAUAAAAGGGAGGAUGAGAAUGAAAGACUGAAAAAGAAACAAGCCCUGUUGUUGCCUUGAUAUUCUGAUGUUCCCCCAAAGACCCUCUGUCACUGUUCUGAUGAGGUCAUCAGAGUGCGCCCAGGGUACUGCACACACUACAGACACUUUCUGUCAUGAUGGCCUCUCUCCACUACAGCCCUGCUCAUUCACAUGUGAUCCAGACAAACUGCAAGCUUACACAUAUCUGUGAGAGUAUUAACAACAUAUUCCUGCUUCUUUUCAGUUGCUGUUCAUUUUUUGCUGAUUUGAAUUUAAUGACACAGUUUGAGAAUGUGUAUUGUUUCUUUUUGUAUUUAUUUAUGUUUAGAAUGUUUUGUUUCACUUCCGUUAUGAAAAGGGUACAGUUUUGAACAUUUGUAAUGCACUUAAUAGAAUGUUUGUUUGAUAAAUCUAUAUAUUAAGGGUUGACAACACUUCACUCUACAUAUUGUUACAAAAACACUAAUACAGUAUAUAACAUUUCAAAUGUUUGUAGGCCUUAAAUUGUUCUGAUUACUUUACCUACUGUGCUUUUUUGAGUUUGGUCAAUGGCAAAGAUGGAAAGUUGAUUUUCUAAUAUGCUUUCUGUUAAUGGUGGCAAAUGUUCUCUCAAAACGAAUAUUAACAACUGCAGAAAUUAUGCUUAAGUUAAUGUUCUCUAAGAGGAAGUUUGUUCAUCUUUUCAGUUCUUGCCACUUUAGUCAUUUAUAUCAUGCGAUGAGGAAAUUUUAUAUUUGGACCUUCAACAAUUAUCUGAUGCUGGAAUUGGCAAUACCGUAAAUCACCCAAACUAGACUUGAAAGACUUUUGACAGGCAUAAGCACUGCGUUUGGUGUCUUCUCAGGCACAGACUUAUUGUUCAAAACAUGAAAAGAUGACUGCUUUAUUACAAUAUUUCAAGAUGUCUAUUCAGUGAAGCACUAUCCAGUCUGUGAUGCACAUGUCUAACUUGUUUUAUUAUGUUUUGCACAUCAAUCUUUCAUUAAAUGUGAUGGUAUCUUUAUGAUAAGUGUUGAUUUUUCUGUCAUUUUUGGUUGUUUGAUAAAAGCAUUCUGAAAUCGUUUCUGUCAACAAUACAAUUUGAAGGCCAGUGUAUGGAUGAUCUUACAAAAAAAAGAAAAACUUUCUAAAACAAAAUUGAAAACCAAAAAUCAAACUAACUACUAGUUCAGACACAACAUUGUGUUAAAAUGGCUUUACUAAACCUGAAUCAAAUAUUUCGCCAUUACACACACUACCGGUCAAAUGUUUUGCAACACUUAUUCUAUAUUAUAUAUAUAUAUA
Xyrauchen texanus (razorback sucker) is the source of this 3285-nucleotide messenger RNA. RefSeq names its product N-acetylglucosamine-6-sulfatase-like. The transcript has 14 exons. Gene Ontology annotation, molecular function: glycosaminoglycan binding; N-acetylglucosamine-6-sulfatase activity. The record is from RefSeq and is a predicted model, not a curated record. NCBI's taxonomy places the organism in Eukaryota, Metazoa, Chordata, Actinopteri, Cypriniformes, Catostomidae. Gene Ontology annotation, biological process: glycosaminoglycan metabolic process. The coding region runs from base 311 to 1957 and encodes 548 amino acids.